GACACACUACUAGAGACCUAUAGGUAGGAUGUGUCAUAGGAUGAGCUGGGCUGCUCAAAACGAAAGGAAACUGUAGCGCUCUGCCAUCGGGCUUCAUUAUUUUCCAGUCGGCUGGUUGCGCCUGGAGUGUCUGAAAAUGGACUCAUCAAAAGUGGUAGCUGCCUCUGAGAAGGAACAGAAGCCAGCAGGGGAGGAGCGCGAAGAGACGUCCAGCACCUCUUCUGGAAUGUUGACCCCGUCUGGAGAGAAGCGUCGUGGUCUGGAGACUGUGAUCUCUAGGCUGGAGAUGCUGAAUGUGGGAAAGGUAGGUAACUUGAAAACAUUGGAUAUUCCAGCUCUGCUGCUGACCACUCUGGAGGAGAUGAACUCAGGUGAGUUAAGGAGAUUCCAGUCUUACCCGACUAGUGGCAGGAUAUGUGGCUUUCCUCCCAUCCCAGAGAGCCAGCUGAAGAACACUGACAGACAGAACACAGUGAAUCAGAUGGUGAAGAGAUACGGCCCUGAGGGAGCUGUGGGGAUCACACUGAGGAUCCUGAGGGAGAUGGAUCUGGAUGAUCUGGCAGAGAAUUUAAAGAGAGAUCACACCAGAGGUAUUCCCACUGUCUGGUACAAGUCCUCAGUCCAACCCAGGCCCUUCGACAGCUCAAUACCCCCCCGUUUCUCCAGCUCCUCCUCCUUCCUUCUCUCUGGCUCGUCUAAGGAGUUGUCAUUAACUACUGGUAGCUCAGGACAGCUCAGCUCACAGAGAUCCUCCAUGUUGGAUGUUCCAGCUCUGCUGCUGACCACUCUGAAGGAGCUCACUGAAGAACAGCUGAAGAUAUUUCAGUUUUACUUGUGUGCUGCACAAGUGUCAUUCACUAGUGGCAGGAUGUUAGGCUCUCCUCCCAUCCCAGAGAGUCAGCUGGAGAACACUGACAGACAGGUCACAGUGGAUCAGAUGGUGAAGAGAUACGACCCUGAGGAAGCUGUGGAGAUCACAAUCUGGAUCCUGAGGGAGAUGGAUCUGGAUGAUCUGGCAGAGAAGUUAGAGAGAUAUCACACCAGAGCUUGGCUGCUGAACUCUCUGGAGGAGCUGAACAUAAACGAGCUGAAGACAUUUCAAAACUACCUGACUAGUGGCAGGCUGCUUGGCUUUCCUCCCAUGCCAAAGAGCCAGCUGGAGAACACUGACAGACAGGUCAUAGUGGAUCUGAUGAUGAAUAUAUACGGCCCUGAGAGAGCUGUGGAGAUCACACUGAGGAUCCUGAGGGAUAUGAAUGACCAUGAUCUCACUGAGAAGUUACAGAGUGAUCACACAGAACCCUCCGGCCCUGAGGAAGCUGUGGAGAUCACACCGGAGAUCCUGAAGAAGAUGAACUGGGAUGAUCUGUCAAAGAAGAUAGAGAGAGAGAGGUUUCCUGAGGACUAUAAUCAGGAGGACAGUGGAACAUACCGGUUAGAGUGCCCCAGUGCAGGUCUGUUCCAGUGCCCCAGUGCAGGUCUGUUCCAGUGCCCCAGUGCAGGUCUGUUCCAGUGCCCCAGUGCAGGUCUGUUCCAGUGCCCCAGUGCAGGUCUGUUCCAGUGCCCCAGUGCAGGUCUGUUCCAGUGCCCCAGUGCAGGUCUGUUCCAGUGCCCCAGUGCAGGUCUGUUCCAGUGCAGGUCUGUUCCAGUGCCCCAGUGCAGGUCUGUUCCAGUGCCCCAGUGCAGGUCUGUUCCAGUGCCCCAGUGCAGGUCUGUUCCAGUGCCCCAGUGCAGGUCUGUUCCAGUGCCCCAGUGCAGGUCUGUUCCAGUGCCCCAGUGCAGGUCUGUUCCAGUGCCCCAGUGCAGGUCUGUUCCAGUGCAGUAUAACAGGCCUGGUGUUUAGGAUGGAGGGAGAGGGAGAGGUGCUCUAUAUGACAGUCCACUGGGACAGGAGGCUUCUAUCCCAGAGAGGCAAGAGACCUGCAGGACCCCUGUUCAAGUUUACAUGCCUUAAGGGGUCUGUCAGUCAACUACACCUCCCACACUGUGAGAUCUGCCCUGGUAACUACACCUCAAACAUACUGUGAGAUCUGCCCUGGUAACUACACAGUUAAUAAGACAAGUGAUUGUAGUGUUUUCUAUCUCUUGUUACUUUCUAACCAACAAUGCUGUUUUCUUUUUCUUUCCCAGGUGGUGGAUGUGACUUCCUGUCUGUAGCCCAUGUGACUGAUGACAUCAUUGAGUUUAUCCCUCCUCGUAAGAUAACAGAAACACAUGUCA
Molecule: messenger RNA, 2220 nt
Organism: Oncorhynchus masou masou (cherry salmon)
Lineage: Eukaryota; Metazoa; Chordata; Actinopteri; Salmoniformes; Salmonidae
Exons: 10
Coding region: 137-1843 (568 amino acids)
Cellular component (GO): cytoplasm
Source: RefSeq, a predicted model, not a curated record